Molecule: messenger RNA, 1311 nt
Organism: Rhodofomes roseus
Lineage: Eukaryota; Fungi; Basidiomycota; Agaricomycetes; Polyporales; Fomitopsidaceae
Exons: 3
Coding region: 1-1311 (436 amino acids)
Source: RefSeq, a predicted model, not a curated record
AUGGAUAUCAGCCAGUCAUCAGUACAAGGCAACAUACAAGCUCUGGCUGCGCUCUUUAAGCAGCUAGGGAUUGGCGAUCCUACGGAUCCCGAUGACAAGGAUCAGGUCGCACGUUCCGAUGUGGGAGAUCACGUCGUACUCGUCCACGGCGAUCUUGCAACGUGUGAACGCGUACAGAGUCUCCGGCAGUCGCGAGGUGAGGAGACGACAGCUUUCCGCAGAUUCCAGCUGGUGAUCUUCGUCAUCGGCCUAUUCCACCUAAAGAUGGCAUGCGCAGAUGCGAUCUGGAAAAUCUUCAUCCAUCCCCUCAAGGCUCGGCUGGACGAGACAAGUCUAAUGAAGCAGGUUGCUGAGAUACGGCCAAAGGAGACGGGGAAAAUAGGCAGCAAACCUGGCUUUCGACGCAUGCAUGAAGUGAUCCGACACGUCGGUGCAGUGUCUCGUCUCGAGUGCUGGAGACAGGAGAUCUCGACGCGGAGGCCACAGAACUUCGCGACCCUGGAGGCAUGGGCGGAGUCAGCGCCUUCACUGGAAGACGUAGAGAAGAUCGCCAACGUACUGGUCAGGAAAUACGUUGCCAACGCGCGCUCUGCUAGAGCGCGUUAUGACGUGCCGGACCAGCGUGAUCAACAAUCGGAGAACAUACGCAUGCGCGAGCGGUACUUCCUGCUGUACGAAGAGCUUACAUGGGCGCUGAAUGCAGGCGAUAUUGGGAGUGUCGAAGACUGCUUUAUGCCGUGGGUAUUCAUCUUCAAGGGCUGUGGCAAGCACAAGUAUGCAACACAGAUGGUGCAUUUCCUAUAUGACCUGCAUUUCGUAUAUCCUGUGCAGCUUCGACGUGCAAUCCGGAUGAACAUUUUAUGUAAUCCCAGUGGGAAAAAGCACCACUUCCGCGCGAUUGAUUGGUGGGUCGAGCAUAACAAUCUAUAUAUUAAGCGGAUAUAUGGCGGACAAUCCUCGAACCAUACAAAGCACCACAUCAUCAAGGGAUCCGCGCUGAUCGAGGUCUUCAAAAAAGUCAGGAUUAGUCUGGAAGACACGUUCGCGUUAGAUCACCGCACGUACCGACAUUCGCCGCCAAAGAUGCAGCAGACGUUCCAGAAGCUUGCACGGUACAUGCAGGACAGCAAGACACAUAUCCACAUCCCCGGCCGCAAGAGCGCGUACUCGAUCAGCGAUGCAUGGGAGGCAGGGAUGUACAAGAUGUUCGUUACGGGUUGGAGUCGCUCCGACGGCGGAGAGGAUGGGAUCGCCGCUGAAGAUACGGCAGAGGGGGAAGUAGAUGGUGAACAUGGUGACUUGGAUGUAUGA